CUACGCGGCGGAUCACACUAGUCCAUGCAGUCUCCAUCGCUGACACAAUCGAGGACAAUAGCGGCGAACACGCUGCAGCAGAGACGUCAGUAUUAUGAACUGAGAAAACAAGUGUAUCGGAUCCGCGGGGAUGAAUUAUGGGUUUUGUCCCCGCAUUCAGAGCACAGCCACAGGGCGUAGCUGCAACAUCGUGUGAAGUGAAGGGAUUGUGCUGCAUUCUUUAUUUCGUAAAGAGACAUUAAGGUAAUCUUUGGGUUGACAGCGUAUGGAGGACCAAGCGCAUAUGAAGGAUAGCCAUGUCGCAUAUGAGGUAUCUUUCAACAGAACAGUAAGCAUGGUCAGAUAAAUUAUAUGGACUGAUUAGCCGAAACAGAAAAUGGACAACAUGGACUUCUCAAAGUUUCGGGACACGGGAGAGUUGUCUGAUAUUGUUGUCAUAGUCGACGACAAGGAGUACCAACUUCACAAAUUUCCACUCUACAUCAGAUCGGACUUUUUCAAGGCGCUGGCUAGAUCUCCAACGGAGAACGACAAUGUCACUCUCACGAACUUCCCCGGCGGACCACAAGUUUUCGCACUGGUCGCUGACUUCUGUUACAACAUAAAAGUGGAUAUUACGACCGAGAACGUGGUUUAUCUGAGAUGCGCGGCCGAAUUCCUGCAGAUGACAGGAAAAGGAAACUUAGCGGAGAUUUCUGAUAGGUAUCUUCAUGACGUAUUGACGUCUGCUAGACUGUCCCGCUCACCCGUUGGAGUCGUGGACCUGUUGUUGCACUGCUGCAAGCUGGGACGGGUUGCGGAUAAUGCGAAAAUUGUUCAAAGGUGCAUUGACGCUGUUGUUCAUAUCUGGUUGAAACCUCCGACUAAAUUUUUGACACCGCGGAGUAAGCAAGAAAGCAAUGGUAAUGAUGAUACACAUAUGGACAAGUUUUCGAAACUUCCGUUGGACCUGUUCCGCCAGUUAAUCCUGGCGGGAAAAGAACGUGUCGUCUGGCCGAAGACGCUGGCGUUGGCAGUCGUCAGGUACAUAGGCAAGCACAUGUUCCCAGAAGACAAUGAAAAGUGUUGCCAAACUCCUCGCGACGACGAAACUGAGAGUGAAGAUGGCGACAGUUCUGUUUCUGGUGACGAAGAAGAGAAAUGUGGCGGGACACCUGAAAAGGCGGAAACGAAGCCAAAUUUAGGUGAUGAAAGGAUGGGAAACAUGCUGGAUUCGUUACUGCCCGAGUUACCAAACGACACUCCACUGGAGGAUGUGACGUCGUCACGUUGGGCAAUCAGAUCUCUUCUGAUUGCGGACAAUCAAAACUGCAAAUGUCGGCCAAGCCUCAUGAAACUCGCAACGCAGAUCAUGCACAAAUUUUCGAACGAUGAAUUUAGCGGUUUGCCCGCAAAGUUGAUAUGCGAGAUUACAGAAGAGGCGUGCAAAAAUGAUCGCUGCAUCCCCGACGUGGUGUGCAAAGUGAUUGACAAUUACAUGUUGGAUUUGGCCCGAAAGGAAGAGCUCGCGCUUGAGGUCUUCCUGAAGCUGUCAAUGUCUCUCCCAAGCGAGUUUCGCCCUAGUCACGAUCUACUGUUUGAUGUGCUCGAAGCCAUUCUUCAAACAAACAAAGAUUUAUCUCCCGAAAAAAAAGAAGAGUUGCUCGGUGUCCUUGACUUUGGACGCCUUGGAGAGGAGACCCUGAGGCGGGCAUACGACUGUGAGCUCGUCCCUGCCACCUACAUCACACCCGCCGCACUGGACCUUUGCUCUCGGCUCAGAAUAGAGUUAGAUUCUGCCAGGGCCAUCAUUAAGCUGCAAGAGGAGGACAUGAAGAGAAUGGUCCACAAACCAAAACCAAUCGGCACACCCAAGCAUGGAUGGGUAUCGGAACCCAACACUCCGAGAACAAAUGUCAGGUUUGCUACAAAUGGUUCUUCAAAGUAUCGCAAAGAUGACGCCAAUACGGCCGUCACAUCCACACUGAUGACGUCGUCCGCUUCGUCUGCUGUGCGCAUGAUGAAUGGAAUCGACGAGAUAGGUACGAAAUCGUACGUCCGUCAGUACCCGUCGUCGUCUUAUAGAAGUAGCCGCAAAGCUGCCGAUAUUCUGAGAUGGGCUUCCCUUCGCUUAAUGAAGAAGAAGCCUAUUCUUGGCGGAGGACACCAAGAUGAGGGCCAGACCUCGAAUAGAAGCGAUAUCUCACGAAGUAAGGCAUCAGAUGAUCUGAGCCUUGACCUGUCCAAGCUGACCGAUUUCUCUUCUUCUGGGAUCAAUACGGAUGAUGUGAAAGACGUGAUGACUGGUCUGGCUGAAAGCAGUCCAAGGUUCUCAAGUGUCUACAUGAAGACACAUAUAGCCCAGAAGUAGAAAUGAAUACGAUUAUAUCUGUAUCGAUGUUCGGACCAACCGGCGGAAAUCAGGGGUUAAUGUUCCCUUCUUCAGCCCUCAGCCCCCCCCCCUCGAGACAUUUCCCCUUGGCUGGUGUACAUUACUUUACUUUUAAGUCAACUUGGUUUGUGCAAAGGAUGGAGAAGAGAACAUUACCUCCCAAUUUACUCAGCAUGAGCAGGACACAACACUGGACUUUGUCUCCCCAUACCAGUACAGAAAAGCCAUCCUGUGAGGUUAAUGUUUGGGUACAGAAACAACACUUCACCACUCUGUCAUUCUUCCAAAGGAUAUCUACCUGUGUCAGCAUGCUGAGGAGGGGUACAGUGAGGGGUCGUGGUGUAGGAAUCUGGAGGGGGAAUCAAGAAUCAUGCAAACGGUCAAUAAAUCAUGCUGUAAAUGGGUUAGAAUGAAUAAAUGAUUUGAACACAAAA
Lineus longissimus is the source of this 2805-nucleotide messenger RNA. RefSeq lists its product as uncharacterized. The record is from RefSeq and is a predicted model, not a curated record. Bases 377 to 2350 code for a protein of 657 amino acids. The transcript has 4 exons. Gene Ontology annotation, molecular function: protein binding. Lineage: Eukaryota; Metazoa; Nemertea; Pilidiophora; Heteronemertea; Lineidae.